Capra hircus (goat) is the source of this 3984-nucleotide messenger RNA. RefSeq names its product alkB homolog 5, RNA demethylase (gene ALKBH5). NCBI's taxonomy places the organism in Eukaryota, Metazoa, Chordata, Mammalia, Artiodactyla, Bovidae. Gene Ontology annotation, biological process: mRNA export from nucleus; mRNA processing. Gene Ontology annotation, molecular function: oxidative RNA demethylase activity. The transcript is spliced from 5 exons. The record is from RefSeq and is a predicted model, not a curated record. Gene Ontology annotation, cellular component: nucleus. The coding region runs from base 1277 to 2659 and encodes 460 amino acids.
GUGGGAGGGACUGGGCCCAAGAGCGUGGCCAAGCGAGCAGGCCUGCGGGUCAGGCGGGGCCUGGAGGGUCUGAACAAAGGGCUAGGCGCCCGGUAGAGCGGCGACUCCCGGGUCCAAGGUGCGUGCUCCAGUCCCGGCUCCCCGCCAUCCCCGGGGCACCCUGCCCAGGAGGGCCGCGCAAGCGCCGCCGCCUGGACGUGACUCGGGCAACGUCCACGCGGGGCGGCGGAGGGCGGGGGGUGGCAUCUGCGGCGGCGGCCGUCGGACAGGGGGCUCGGCCGGGGCUCUCGACCCAGCAAUCCGAGUGUUCCCUUGCGCGCAAAGGGAUUCACUUCGGUCACGUCUCCACUCAGGCACUCUUUUAGCCACCCGGUCAUCCUUCAGGGGUCCUUGUAUCCCGCUCGCGGCUAAUUAGGGGGACGGACGCAGUAGCCAAGGCGACCGUCGGAUGGACAGGCACGCGCGCCAACUGGCUUCCGGAAGCUGCCGUCUGGUCCCGCCCGGCCCGUGGCGGGUGGCCCAAUGACAGACUCAGAAGCGCCAAAGGGGCGGUGCCCGGCCAGCCUUGCUUGUGGCGGUUCCCCGGUGAUUGCGCGCUGGGGGCUGAGGCGAUUUUGGUCGUUCGGACGAUGCCGUGACGCAGCGUGGCGACAGCGUUGGUGGCGUGAGCGCAUUCCUGUGGAGGGAGCCCUUCGGCCGCGUGGGUGGCGCGGCGAGGAGGCAGGCUGCUGUUUGGGGCGUUCGCGGACCCCUUCAGUGGGUGGGGGAGGGGCGGCGGGCGGCGAGCGGCUUUCGUCUGCGCGUGCGCCUACCUCUGCUGACCCGGCCGCACGCACGCGCAUGCUCUGUGCGCCCGGAGCCGCGGUGGCCGGCUGUACUGCGCGUGCGCUCGGAGCAGCCCGCUGAGGAGCGGCGCUGGCGGACGUCGGGCGGGCGGCCGUGACGUCGUGAGGAGCGCUUUAAAGUGCGGGCCGGGCCGGGCGUCUGAGGGUCCGGCCGGGAGUCGGGCCGAGCCUCCGUGGCCGCCUUGCGCGGCAUGAGGCCCUGCCGGCGCUCCUGCCCCCCCGGACGCGGAGGAGGAGGGAGUCCCGUCGCCCCCGCCGCCGCAUGACCCGCAGCCCCUGAGGCCGCCCCUCGACGCCCCAGCCGGGCCGCGCGGCCUCGCUCGCGGGCUUGGCGCUGAGGGCCCCUGCGGCCAGGGGCCCGGGCGCGUCCCCCAGAGCCAUGCCCGGCCGCCCCGCCCGCAGCGGAGGGCCUUAGAGCAGCGGCGCGGGCCAUGGCGGCCGCCAGCGGCUACACGGACCUGCGGGAGAAGCUCAAGUCCAUGACGUCCCGGGACAACUACAAGGCGGGCAGUCGGGAGGCCGCGGCGGCGGCCGCCGCCGCCGUGGCUGCCGCCGCCGCCGCCGCCGCCGCGGCCGAGCCCUACGCGGCGUCCGGAGCCAAGCGCAAGUACCCGGAGGACUCGGACCCCGAGCGCAGCGACUUCGAGGAGCAGCAGCUGCAGAAGGAGGAGGAGGCACGCAAGGUGAAGAGCGGCAUCCGUCAGAUGCGCCUGUUUAGCCAGGACGAGUGCGCCAAGAUCGAGGCCCGCAUCGAUGAGGUGGUGUCCCGCGCCGAGAAGGGCCUGUACAACGAGCACACGGUGGACCGGGCCCCGCUGCGCAACAAGUACUUUUUCGGCGAGGGCUACACGUACGGCGCGCAGCUGCAGAAGCGCGGGCCCGGCCAGGAGCGCCUCUACCCGCCCGGCGACGUGGACGAGAUCCCCGAGUGGGUGCACCAGCUGGUCAUCCAGAAGCUGGUAGAGCACCGCGUCAUCCCCGAGGGCUUCGUCAACAGCGCCGUCAUCAACGACUACCAGCCCGGCGGUUGCAUCGUGUCCCACGUGGACCCCAUCCACAUCUUCGAGCGCCCCAUCGUGUCCGUGUCCUUCUUCAGCGACUCUGCGCUCUGCUUUGGCUGCAAGUUCCAGUUCAAGCCUAUCCGGGUGUCGGAGCCCGUGCUUUCCCUGCCGGUGCGCAGGGGGAGCGUGACUGUGCUCAGUGGAUACGCUGCUGAUGAAAUCACCCACUGCAUCCGGCCUCAGGACAUCAAGGAGCGCAGAGCGGUCAUCAUCCUCAGGAAGACGAGAUUAGAUGCACCCCGAUUGGAAACCAAGUCCCUGAGCAGCUCUGUGCUGCCACCCAGCUAUGCCUCAGAUCGUCUGUCGGGAAACAACAGGGACCCUGCUCUGAAACCCAAGCGGUCCCACCGCAAGGCAGACCCCGAUGCUGCCCACAGUUGGUGGUGUUCCCAGCUAAGCCCUGACUACCUUCCUGUGGGGAUGCUGCAGGCCUCCCCUUGCUCAGGACAUGCUAAGGCCUCGCAUUCUGGAGAUGGACAAGGAGGAGAACCGGCGGUCUGUGCUGUUGCCCGCACACCGGCGGGCGGGCCGCUUCAGCUCCGAGAACUACCGGCGCAAGUCCUACGAGCCCGGGGAGGACUGCUCGGAGGCGGCGGGCAGCCCCGCCCGCAAGGUGAAGAUGCGGCGGCACUAAGGCAGCGCCUCCGGACUCGCGUGAUCCUCACUAGCUGCCCCUUCUUUUGUUCUGUUUUGAGGGUUCCCCCCCUUUAUUUUUUGAUUCUAUUUUUUUCCCCUUGGUUUGUUGCCUGUUAAGGCUGAAGAACGGGAUUGGCCAGGACCUGGUUCUCUUGUUCUGGGUUUCCUCCUGGAUGGAAAGGCUGUUGGCAUCUGUAGGCACAGAAGCGCACACUGGAGGGGCCAGUAGAGGCGUGGAGGGCUGUGUCAGGCUGGGUUAUUUAAAAACAGCGAAAUGUUUUGGUUAAGAAAAUUCUUGUUUUGCUUUAAAUGUAAAUCUUCUCAGUGUUGUAAAUGAAGUUCUGUCUCCUCCCUCUCCUCCCACCUAUGUCUGCACUGGGGUGAGGUCCUGCUGGCUUUGCAGGGGGCCUGCUGCCUUCCUACCGCUCACCUGCUCUCCAGGCCCAGCAGCUCAAGUGGAUACCCCUCCUGCCGCUGUUGGGGAGAUGACGAGCAGAAGCCUGGAUGGUGUCAGCCCCUGCUGCCGUAGAGCUGUUACUGGCUGACACCUCGGGCUUCUUGCACGCCCUCUGGCCUGCUCUGCCCACGGGUCCCCGGCUGCCAAGGAACCGGCUGCAGUGGUCCUGACCUCUUGCUGGGAGCCCGCCUCUUUGCUGGUCGCUCCUUUCAAGCAUAUGCGUGCGAUUGUACGGAAUAGUUUUAGACUUGCCAUGUUGGGCAGUUUUAGGAGUUGUUUCUAGCUGGAGGGACUGGUGUCCUUCCAGGUCUAGCGUUUGGGGUAUGGAAAAUUGUGGUGGUGUGUGGUAGGGUUUUGUUUUCUUUUGUUCUGAGUUUUCAUUUUUUUCCUUUGGCCUUCUGGCUUUUUCCUUUCCUUUUCUUUUCUUGUCCAUCGACCAGCAUGGGCCUUCUCCCUGUGUCAUCCCCCUAGGAAGGGCCCUCCUGCAGCAUGCGUCCAGGGCCAGAGGUUGGGCCUACAGAUGGGGUGGGAACCUCCUCCACCUCGGGCAUCAGACCUGGGAAAGGGGCUUUUAAAAAAUAACAAAAGGGGAAAAAAGUGAAGUUUUUGGCAGUUUCCACCCACUCAUCCUUGAGGGCUGCAAGGUUUUGCUGAUCGCGGUUCCUUAGGAAUGUCUCCUCGCCAGCAGGCCUAAGACCCAGGCCCACUGAGAGCAGAGCCCCUCCCAGUCCCCAGGCUGCCCUGUGCAGGGGCUGGUCCAAGAGGAGGCUGCAGAGAGCUGGGCAGCCACCAUCAAGAAGCCCCUUUUGGGGCCAGAACUCCUUUGCCAGCAUGGAUUCCUCAAGUUGGGACUUCGUAACUAAAGCAGUUGCAGUUGUAUUUUUUUUACAGCUUUUUUCCCAAAAAUGAUUUGUAGUUGUGUGUGCAGCACUUUGCCCUGAUAUGUGUGCUCUACAAUAAAAACCAAAUCUAAUAUAUUUUGAAA